ACUGCACGAGUUGCGCAAUGAGCAGGAAUGUGCGGAGCUGGAAAUGGGAAAAAAAAAGUGUGGAGGAGGAGAGUGAAGUGAUUCAACGCUUUAUCUUCCGCUUGACUUUCAUAUGUUAGGAGGAGAGGUGUUCAUUUUAGUCCUUCACCUCCACCACCUCCACCUCCACCUUCUCCUCGUUGUCACUCGAGCCCCGCCUCGGGCCAGCAGCAGCGGGGAGCACACCUGGACCAGCGUCCGAGCGGCCGCAGCAGCAGGUAAAAAGGUGAGGAAGAGCUCGGUGUCAAUUACGGCGUGUGAAGAAGACACCGACUGGGCGGAGGAGGUGGCGGUUGUGGUCGGAGGCUCUCUCUGGCUGUGAAAAAGGUAAACAGGCAGCAUGGGUGAGGCACCAGUCAGAGAAGAUGGUACAGUGACUCGAUCAGCUGAGUAUGUCGGCUCAUUUCCUGUGGAUGAUCACUGUUUGGAUGACCAGAUAAAGCAACUGCACACACAGCUGAAAUCCCUCAGAACAUGCAAAAGAAGGAGGCCUGUAUCCAUAAAGUUUUCCAUCAAAGGAGUGAAAGUGUAUGAUGAGGAUGAAACAACGCUCCUGAUGGCUCAUGCCCUACGUAGAGUCUCUCUGUCCACAGCCCGGCCCGUCGAUGCCCAGUUUGCAUUCGUCUCCCACAACCCAGGCAACACUGACGCCCAGCUGUACUGCCAUGUGUUUAAAGCUAGGCAUUCCAGAGCGGCACAGUUCCUGAACCUGCUGCUUUGUCGCUGUUUCCAGCUGUCUUACUUAGAGAAACACCCAGAGGAGGCUCAGGAAGACUCAGCCGGCCCAAUGCCUCGUCGCAACCCCUCCCUGCUAAACCACGGCUUCCCUCUUAGUGUCAGCGCCCUGGUGUCUUUCAGAAGAGCCCCUUUCCGAGGGUUCUUACCAGGGACUAAGAAGAAAGACCACAAGUCUUCUGAAGAGCUCCAGAGCAGCCAAGAUGAAGUCUUCCCUACCUCCUCCCCAUCCCUGACACGAAAGAAAGCCAUCCGUACUAAAUUACUGCGCUCUGGAGCUUACCGCUCCUUCACGUUCACACCACUCAAACAGCGAAGUGUUCAGGAGCAACUGAGUGGGUCACAAGCAGAAAAGGGCAACGACAAACCGGUGGAGAGGAGAUCCCGUUCCCCGAGCUUGGCCGAAACCGAAGAAGCACUGGCUCAAGCGGUGUGGUGCUGGGCUGGUAUCGCAACUGACAGCAGCUAUUCCCUGCUUGCAGACGAUGUUCUGGGAUCGUACCUCUUGUGUCCACAUCCUAAAAAAUCCAAAUGUGGCUCUCUCAUCAUUCGCUUCCCCAGUGGUCUGGUCACCCACCUCAUAGAAAACACUCGGAAAGGAAAAUUCCUGCUGGAGAAAUGCAAGGAUGAAUUCAGCUCCAUAGCAGAACUAAUUGAACACUACACGGAGGUUCAGGAUAAGCUGCCGUGUCUGCUGAGCUGUGCCAGGGUGAACCACUGUUACGAGUGGGAGGAAAAUACCAGCAAACAGCAGGCUGUAAAGCCACACAAGAGCCUGACCAAAGCCAAACAUAGUACCCACAGAAAGGCAUGGGUUUAAACCACGGACACUGAAACUUGUGGACUGCCAACCUCCAAUAUAAGUGACACUUUUUUCUUUCUUUUUUUUUUUUUCCCUUUGCACAUAUAUCAUCUCUUACUUUUAAAUCACAUGUGGUGUUGUGGGAAGGUUUUUACAAACUAUAUAACACAAUGCACCUGCUAAUAGUGUUGGCACUUAAUGUAUAUAGUAUACAAGUCAUUUCAUCAAAGGGUACGUACAUGUCAAUGGUGUUGUGUUUGUGCUUGCUGCUUUUAUGUUUUUUAAUAUAUUUUUUUAAGUGUAUUUUUAUUUGGUCCUAUAAGGCAUCAGACGAGUUUUAGUGUUUUUAAGAGAUAAAAAUGUGAAACAGGAGUGGAAUUGAUCGUGUAGCUUGUUGCACCAGUUGGCAAAGCCAUAACUGUUCUGUUUUUAGUGCAUUGUAAAGAGCUGCACAAAUAUAACUCACAUUUUAUCGUUUCAUUUCAAUGUAUUCUUGAUUACACUGUUCUUAGUGUGUUUCGACCUGGAGCAUGUGUAAUACUUCCCAAUGAUCUCUCCUGGUAUAAGGAAAUAUGACCAUGACAACAAUUGUUUUCUGUAUCUUGCCUGCUCAAUGUAUUAGUAUGCAUAUAUCAGGGAAAAGGUUGUCUGUGUCUUUAGGUCUGUGUGCAGUCAUACUAAAUGUUAUGUUUGUUUUACUUGUAAUUUUAAGAGUUUGUGUGCACUUACAUUGUGAUAUUGUUUUUCCUGUCCAAGAUGCUGCAUUACAACUAAGUACUUAAUUUGCACACUUGUACCAUCUUUUCUGUAUUUCAUCAACAAACAAUUUUCAUGUUUUUCACCUGUUUGAGAUUAAAUGACAGGUCGUCUGUGUUCAACCUA
Molecule: messenger RNA, 2458 nt
Organism: Larimichthys crocea (large yellow croaker)
Lineage: Eukaryota; Metazoa; Chordata; Actinopteri; Sciaenidae
Gene: sh2d5
Product: SH2 domain containing 5
Exons: 10
Coding region: 380-1594 (404 amino acids)
Cellular component (GO): postsynaptic density
Source: RefSeq, a predicted model, not a curated record